AUGUUACGGCAAGCCCCACCAAAAACUCCGAUCUCCUGCAGCAAAUUUCCAUUCACCUGGACUCAGACUAUCAUAACAAGUACGGACAUGGGAAUCAAGCGCCCUCAUCACGAUGGCUCUAUGCCAUCAGAGUCAGCGUCUCCACGCACCCCCAAUCACCCUUCCAAGCGUCGAAAAUCCAACGACUUCGCAAUCCCCGCCAUCAAAUCCGCCUCUGUCAACCAGCUCAAGUCGAAGAUACGAAACCUGACCCGUGCACUCGAGCAUUCCGACCACCUGCCCGCUGGCGUUCGAAUAGAGAAGGAGCGGGCGUUGGCUGGUUACAAGCAAGAUGUAGAGAAGAUUCACGAAGACAAGCGGAAGAACGAGCUCAUCAAGAAAUACCACAUGGUGCGGUUCUUUGAGCGCCAGAAAGCCACCAGGGCCCACAAAAGGCUCACGAAACGUCUUGAUGCCUCCUCGCCCGAUGCGGCCGAACACAAGCAGCUCGAAAGGGAGGUGCAUGAUGCGGAGAUCGAUGUCAAUUAUACAAUCUACUACCCUCUGACCGAGAAAUAUCAGAGCCUGUUUCCACGCCGAGAGGAUGCCGGUGGUGUGGAAACAGCAGCGAAAAAAUUGGUGACAGAGAAACCAGCUAUCUGGAAGGUGGUCGAACGAUGUACGGCAGACGGAACACUAGAGGCGUUACGAGACGGGAAAUUGGCGACCGGUGUACCCGUAGGCAAUACCAAACUUGCCCUGGAGAAACCCAGGCCGGAACGCGAAGGCAAGAAAGGUCGCGCCGAAUCUAAAUCGUCCAAGAGCGCACCGCUGCAGGAGCAGGACGAGGAGAGUGACGGUGGAUUCUUUGAAGAAUGA
Molecule: messenger RNA, 858 nt
Organism: Letharia columbiana
Lineage: Eukaryota; Fungi; Ascomycota; Lecanoromycetes; Lecanorales; Parmeliaceae
Exons: 2
Coding region: 1-858 (285 amino acids)
Biological process (GO): maturation of SSU-rRNA from tricistronic rRNA transcript (SSU-rRNA, 5.8S rRNA, LSU-rRNA)
Cellular component (GO): nucleolus; preribosome, small subunit precursor
Source: RefSeq, a predicted model, not a curated record